Molecule: messenger RNA, 1189 nt
Organism: Fukomys damarensis (Damara mole-rat)
Lineage: Eukaryota; Metazoa; Chordata; Mammalia; Rodentia; Bathyergidae
Gene: Cldn23
Product: claudin 23
Exons: 2
Biological process (GO): cell adhesion; bicellular tight junction assembly
Cellular component (GO): plasma membrane; bicellular tight junction
Molecular function (GO): structural molecule activity
Source: RefSeq, a predicted model, not a curated record
CUGGCGGCCCUCGGCGUGCGCUGCUGGCAGAAGGAACCGCACUUCGCGCUGGCCGGCCUCUCCGGCGUCGUACUCUUCGUCGCGGGCCUCUUCAGCCUCAUCCCGGUCUCCUGGUACAACCACUUCUUGGAGGAUCGCGAGGUCCUGCCCGGCCCGGCCAGCCCGGUCACGCUGCAGGUUAGUUACAGCCUGGUGCUGGGCUACCUGGGCAGCUGCUUGCUGCUGUUGGGCGGAUUCUCCCUGGCGCUCAGUUUUGCGCCCUGGUGCGAGGAGCGGUGUCACCGCUGCCGCAAGGCGCCCUCCGCCGGCCCGCGCCGCAGUAGCAUCAGCACCGUCUACGUGGACUGGCCUGAGCCGCCAGCCCGGUCACGCUGCAGCCACGGGGAGCAGGACAAGGUGGCCGCCUCCCACAGCGCCUCCUCACGCAGCACCCAGCCCUACCACAGCUCGCUGCCCUGCGACUCUGACCUGUAGGUGCCCUGGCCCAGCCCCGAGUGCUCCACACAGGCUCUGAGCUCAGCCUGGGUUUGAGGGGCACCAGGAACUCUUUCUGCCCUGUCCCACCUUAAAUCUGUGCGCUGCGGAGCAGUCUGCAACUUCCUGGCUCUGAGGUGGAAGACCCCACGGCAAACUUCCUUCCCUGUGGCCUUCCUUGGACGUUUAGUUCAGCUUUUCUUUUUCCUUCUUCUUCUUCUUCUUCUCCAGUUAUCCGGUCCUCAUAGAGUAACGGGCGUUUCUUAUUUUCUUGCUGAAGGAGAUUACAAAGGGUAGUGCCUUCAUCCUGUUGAACAUUGACAGUAACAGCAGCGAAAAGUUGAAAUCAGCAAAUAGAGGCUCAAAGGUGUUUUAAUGCCUUGAAACUACAGUGUUUUAAAAUAUCAGUGUAUCUUGUAUCAUAUAAUUAUUGUAUUUUUCCGGCUUUAAUACUCCUUUCUCAUGCAGGCUCAAAAGGCCAGUGUAUUUCUGUCUGUUUGAAGGAGGCUCCUAAACUGAGAGCCAUGUAAAUGCCACCAACUUUCUUGGCGCUCACAGAAUGCAGUAACCUGGAGUACUCAUCUACUUCAUCCUACAUAAGUAAGAUUUAUCUUUCUUAUCACUUAUUUUGGUGUGAAAGGUGAGGUCAUUCAAAAGUUUUUAUCUUCCAAUAACCAGGAGAAUGAAGACAUUAACAUUUUAUUGCCCUAUUCCU